ACUGUCCUGUGUUACAGGAUGGAGCCCCAGCAGCAGGCAGUAGGAACAGGACUUCUGUCCAGGCUUUCAAACAUGACACGCUUUGGAAGGAGCAGCGUUGGUCCUGGAGAGUCCGGCCUCAGCAACCAGAGGACAGAUCGGGAGAAACGGUGGUCCCUAGCUGCGCAAAACACAAACAACUCCAACAACAACGAUGGGAAAAAGGAGGAAAAGAAGGAUGAGAAAAAAGAUGAGAAAAAGGAUGAGAAGAAAGAUGAUAAGAAGGACGCAAAGAAGGAUGAAAAGAAAGAUGACAAAAAGGAUGAUAAAAAAGAGCCACCGAAGGAGGUGUGGAUCAUGGACCCUGCUAGCGAUAUGUACUACAACUGGCUGUGCACAGUCUCCGUGCCGGUCUUCUACAACCUGAUGUUUCUUGUGGCAAGGGCAUGUUUUAACGAACUCCAAUAUGCUAACUCAACACUGUGGAUGGCUUUGGACUACAUAUCAGAUGUUAUCUACUAUGUAGACACCUUUGUGAGAGUCAGGACUGGUUUCUUGGAGCAAGGACUGCUUGUGAAGGAUGAAAAGGUGCUAAAAGAAAAGUACACAAAGACCCUGCAGUUUAAGUUAGAUAUGAUGUCCAUCAUUCCUACUGACUUUGUGUUUCUUUAUAUUGGAAUCAACAACCCAGAGUGGAGGUUCAACCGUCUCUUUAGGUCAGCUCGACUCUUUGAGUUCUUUGACCGGACGGAAACUCGAACUAACUUUCCAAACAUCUUUCGAAUUGCAAAUCUGGUACUUUACAUUAUCAUCAUCAUUCACUGGAACGCUUGUCUCUACUUUGCUGUCUCCAAGACUCUUGGUUUUGGUACAGACACAUGGGUAUAUCCUAACAUGAGCAAUCCUGAUUAUGCUCGUCUGACCAGACAGUACAUCUACUGUUUUUACUGGUCCACCCUUACCUUGACAACCAUUGGAGAGACCCCACCUCCAGUCAGGGACAUAGAGUACUUUUUUGUUGUAGCCGACUUUCUCACUGGGGUUUUGAUCUUUGCAACAAUUGUAGGCAAUGUUGGUGCCAUGAUUUCCAACAUGAAUGCUGCGCGCGUGGAGUUUCAGGCCAAGAUUGACUCAAUCAAGCAGUACAUGCAAUUUCGGAAGGUCACAAAAGAUCUGGAGGCAAGGGUGGUGAAGUGGUUUGACUACUUGUGGACAGAGGGGAAGUCCUGUGACGAGAAACUGGUACUAAAGAAUCUGCCUGACAAGCUUAAGGCUGAGAUAGCCAUCAACGUCCACCUGGAGACUCUGAGAAAAGUACGUAUCUUUCAAGACUGUGAAGCAGGUUUACUGGUGGAGUUGGUUCUGAAGCUUCAACCUCAGGUCUUCAGCCCUGGUGACUACAUCUGUAAAAAAGGGGACAUUGGCAGGGAAAUGUACAUAAUCAAAGAAGGAAAGCUAGCCGUUGUGGCAGAUGACGGGGUGACGCAAUUUGUUGUCCUCAGUGAUGGGGCAUAUUUUGGAGAAAUCAGCAUCCUUGGAAUAAAGGGCAGCAAAGCAGGAAACCGGAGAACUGCCAACAUCCGAAGUGUUGGCUACUCAGAUUUGUUUGCACUAUCCAAAGAUGAUCUAAUGGAGGCUCUCAUUGAAUAUCCUGAUGCUAAAUAUGCUCUGGAGGACAAGGGAAGGGCCAUUUUGAUGAAGGAUAAUCUCAUAGAUGAGUCGCUGGUAGCUGCUGUUGAUGCCAAGGAUUUGGAGGAUAAAGUCAACCGGAUUGAAGGCAGUGUGGACGUCAUGACGAUCAAACUUCGAAAGCUCACAAAUCAAUAUGAAUCCUCUCAGCGUAAACUCAAUCAGCGGCUCGCUAACUUGUCAAAUGAGGUCAAAAGCCUCAGAGAUGAUGAGUGAUGUUUGCUGGGAAAUUAGUCUACAAAGAGAUAGUGAAGGCUUGUCGUCUUUGGCACUGUAGAGCUUUUAUACUCAAUAAAUGAAACAGUUGGACAGUGUUUCUACUCACUAUCCCCAUACAAAAUAUACUAAAAUAAAAAAGGCU
Xiphophorus couchianus (Monterrey platyfish) is the source of this 2029-nucleotide messenger RNA. RefSeq names its product cyclic nucleotide-gated channel cone photoreceptor subunit alpha-like. Gene Ontology annotation, molecular function: intracellularly cAMP-activated cation channel activity; protein-containing complex binding; cGMP binding. Lineage: Eukaryota; Metazoa; Chordata; Actinopteri; Cyprinodontiformes; Poeciliidae. The record is from RefSeq and is a predicted model, not a curated record. Gene Ontology annotation, biological process: monoatomic cation transmembrane transport. The coding region runs from base 19 to 1884 and encodes 621 amino acids. Gene Ontology annotation, cellular component: plasma membrane; intracellular cyclic nucleotide activated cation channel complex. The transcript has 7 exons.